UGUGAAGGGGGGUAACUCUAUGAAUUUUCUGAUAUUUUUUGUUUACGAUUUCAAAAUUUGCAAUAUUAAUGUAAAUAAUUGAGAUAUUUAACCAUGAGUAAACCAGGGCGUUCUCGGGUUCAAGGUGGAUGGGCUGGUCCUCCAAAAAAGAAGGAUGCCCGCUCAGACAUGAACAGAAUCAAACCUCCUGAAGUUCCGAUAUGGACUGGAAAAAACAUUGACCAAGCGUCCUCAUCGUCGACACAUAGAUUUCAGUAUGUUCAGCCAUCAGCAGAGGAAUUACAACAGAAACCGUCAGAUAUUAUUAUCAAUAAAGGAGGGGUUUAUGAUAUCAGUGAAGCUAAUAAUGGAAUUUCAAGGUUAAGAUUUUUCCCAGAUUUUUUACAAAAAGAAGAAGCGGAUGGGUAUUUUGCAGAAUUGUAUGAAUCAUUACCGUGGAAACAGACGACAAGUGUAAAGAAUGGAAUAUCUUAUAUACAACCCCGAUUGACAGCGUGGAUCGGUGAUUUACCGUAUACGUACUCGGGUAUUACCCAUCAUCCAGAUUCAAAAUGGAUUAAACCAUUACCAGAUAUAAAAGAUAAAAUAGAAGAUUUGAUUGGUUAUAAGUUUAAUUCGUUAUUAUGUAAUUUAUAUCGCGAUGAUAAAGAUGGUGUCGAAUGGCAUUGUGACGACGAACCUGAAUUAGGACCGCAGCCAGUCAUAGCAUCCAUCUCAUUAGGAGACACUAGAAAUUUUGAAUUGCGGAAAAAACCUGUACCCAAUACAGGAGAUUAUUCAUUUAGUCAAGUAGUUCGUAUCCCAUUAAAACAUGGUUCAUUGUUAAUAAUGGAGGGAGCUACACAAGAUGAUUGGCAGCAUCGGGUCCCGAAAGAAUAUCACGAUCGAGACCCCCGGAUAAAUUUAACCUUCAGAGUUAUCUACCCUGCCAAAUAGGUGACAACAACACAGAAAUUGUGUUGAGUGACUGGUGAUAUGUUAUCUUUAUAUAUGGUUUGAAGUGGAUGUGAAUGCUGCAAUAUCCAAAGUGAUCAAUUUAUUUUUUAUAAAUUAUGCCUUUUGCAUAAUAAUUCAUUGUAUAUAUAUAUAUAUGUUUGAUACUGGCAGAAUGAUUACCCAAUACUACUAAAUACUAACCCAAUACCACCAAAUACUAGCCCAAUACCACUCAAUACUAACCCAAUUCCAACCAAUACUAACCCAAUACCACCCAAUACUACCAAAUACUAACCCAAUACAAACCCAUUACCGACCAAUACUAACCAAUACUAACCCAAUACCAACCAAUACCACCAAAUACUAACCCAAUACUACCAAGGAAAUGAGACUACAUAUUACCUCAUUAUUUUGAAAGUCUGACAGAAUACUUCAGUUAUAUAAAAAAAAAUGAGGUAGUAUUUGGUUAAUAUUGGCUAAAUCGUCCUGCCCAUGUGACAAUGUAAAGUUGAUAUUGUUCACUUAUAAACAAAUAACUUCUAAUAAUGAAAAGGUCUUAUAAAAACAGAUCCAAGUCUACAUUUUAUAUAUAUGCAAUGUAUACAAAACUAGUCAGAUAAAAUGUGUUAUGUCACUAAGUCGUUCAGGCUAUGAUAUACAGAUACAGCAUUACACUACUAAAGGGUUUGUGUAUUCAAUAGUGAUCAAGUUUGUGUAUUUAAUAGUGAUGGGUGUUAUAAUUAGUCACGCUUUUACACUAAAAGUGACAUCUUUUACAGCUAGUAACACACCUGUAUAAUUUUUACCACUUUCUAUACUUACUAAACAUUAGUUUAAUGUUGACUUGUAUGAUUUAAUAGCAAAAAUUGUCCUUACUAAAAGGCCUAGACUAAGCACAUUUAGACUAAUUUUGACUUGUAUUAUUUAGAAGUUUCAUUAGUAAAAGUGAUUGCUUCAUAAGUGAAUGUUAUGAUUUGAACAUUUUAUUCCUCCCUGAUAAUUGACUGAGGGUUUAAUAGUAAUUUUUAAUUAUAAUGUCAGUUUUAUCAUAUAUUAAAAUCAUUUAUUGUUA
Patella vulgata (common limpet) is the source of this 2008-nucleotide messenger RNA. RefSeq names its product alpha-ketoglutarate-dependent dioxygenase alkB homolog 3. Gene Ontology annotation, biological process: DNA alkylation repair; DNA repair. Gene Ontology annotation, molecular function: dioxygenase activity. Gene Ontology annotation, cellular component: nucleus. The coding region runs from base 94 to 936 and encodes 280 amino acids. The transcript is spliced from 7 exons. The record is from RefSeq and is a predicted model, not a curated record. Lineage: Eukaryota; Metazoa; Mollusca; Gastropoda; Patellidae.